Molecule: messenger RNA, 870 nt
Organism: Brassica napus (rape)
Lineage: Eukaryota; Viridiplantae; Streptophyta; Magnoliopsida; Brassicales; Brassicaceae
Product: pre-mRNA-processing-splicing factor 8A-like
Exons: 1
Coding region: 1-870 (289 amino acids)
Biological process (GO): mRNA splicing, via spliceosome; spliceosomal tri-snRNP complex assembly
Cellular component (GO): U5 snRNP; catalytic step 2 spliceosome
Molecular function (GO): U5 snRNA binding; U2 snRNA binding; U1 snRNA binding
Source: RefSeq, a predicted model, not a curated record
AUGUCGAGCAACAACGAUGCUACGUCAUCUCCUCCGUUCCACUGUUUGGAUUUUAAAACCCUAGCCAUAUCGAGCAACAACGAUGCUACGUCAUCAUCUCUUCAAAACUAUGGCGAAAUAUUCACCAGUCAAAAUAAAUGGUUUGUUGACGAUACCAAUGUCUAUCAUGUCACAGUUAACAAUUUGUUCGAGGGAAAUUUAACAACUACGCCGACCAAUGGUGCAGUUUUUAUUUUAAAUCCAAGAACUGGACAUCUGUUCCUCAAGGUUAUCCACGCAAGUGUUUGGGCCGGUCAGAAGCUCCUCGGCCAGGUGGCGAACCGGAUAACUGCUGAAGAGGUUGCUGCACUUGUGAGGACUCUCCCCGUUGAAGAAGAGCCGAAACAAAUCAUUGUUACUCGUAACAGAAUGUUGGAUCAACUUGAGGAUCACUUGCUGGAUUUCCCAAACAUUGUUAUCAAAGGAAGCGAGUUUCAGCUUCCGUUCCACGCUUGUCUUAAGAUUGAGAAACUUGGUGAUGUGGUUUCGAAGGCGACGGAAUCGCAGAUGGUUUUGUUCAAUGUCUAUGAUGAUUGGCUGGAGAGUGUUUCUCCGUAUACCGCCUUUUCGAGACUCGUUCUGAUCCUACGUGCGCUUCAUGUGGAUAACGACAAGGCUAAGAUGUUGUUGAAGCCAGACGAGUCUGUUGUCACUGAGCCGCAUCACAUCUGGCCCUCACUCACUGAUUUUGAAUGGAUGACGGUGGAGGUAGCGCUAAGAGAUCUCAUCCUUUCUGAGUACGCAAAGAAGAACAACGUGAACGCAUGGGAUCUGACGCUGUCGGAGAUCAGAGAUAUUAUUCUAGGAUAUGAUACAACUGGAGUUUACUAG